CCCCCGGCGCGGCGGCGGCGCUAGCGAGCGGCCGGCCGGGCGCGGGUUGCUGGGUACGCUGCUCCGGCGGGGCCCGCUUGCACAGCUGCCUCGUGCGAGCUGCCCGCCCGGCGGGUGAAGCUGCGAGCGCUCCGAGUGCCGGGCCCGGGGCCGCCAGCGCUGCCCUCCAGCCGCCGCCCUCCGUGCCUCCUUCGGGCGGCCCCGCCCCCGUUCCCAUCCCCCUCGCGCUCACCUCCUGGCUGUGCAGCGCGCGAGGCGGAGCAAGUUGCCCGCCGCCGCCGCCGCCGCCGCCGCGCUAGGCGAGAGCCUGCACCCGCGCCGCCGCUGACAGGAGGACCGCCGAGGGCUGCGCUAGCCGCCGGGAGGCCCCGCCGCGCCUUUCCCGGACGCAGACCCACAGCGGGCGUCGGAGCGCAGCGAGGUGCUCUGGGAUCGCGGGCGGCGCCGGCGGGCGGCGCGGUCCUCACAGGAGACCCCGGGGACUCGGGCUUGACCCCGAGGUGCAGCGAACCCCCCUCAGAGCGGCAGUUUUGUGAAUACUAGAAUAGCACAACCAUGUUUCGGAAUAGUCUCAAGAUGCUUCUUACUGGAGGGAAAUCAAGUCGUAAGAACAGAUCAAGUGAUGGAGGGAACGAGGAAGCACCGGAUCGAAGACAGUCAAGUGUAGACUCUCGCCAAAGCCGCUCUGGGCAAGGUGGCAUCUCCACAGAAAGCGACUGUGCUUUUGAGCCAGACUACGCCGUCCCACCACUUCCAGUGAGUGAAGGUAUGCAGCACAUUCGGAUUAUGGAGGGCAUGUCUCGCUCUCUUCCAUCCUCCCCCUUACUCACACAUCAGUCUAUCAGUGUUCGGCUCCAACCUGUGAAGAAGUUAACUGCCCCUCUGAGGAAGGCAAAGUUUGUUGAGAGCCCACGAAUUCCAGAAUCCGAGCUUGGCUCACCAACCCUCACUUCAGCUCAGAAACUGGACGUGGAUGCAUACUGCCCUGGUGAUGCUGAACAAGAACUUGGUCCCCCUCCAUCUGUAGAUGAGGCAGCAAACACACUCAUGACUCGUCUGGGUUUCCUCCUUGGAGAGAAAGUCACGGAAGUUCAGCCAGGUGACCAGUACAACAUGGAAGUACAGGAUGAAAAUCAGACCUCAGCAAUCACCCAGAGGAUAAGUCCCUGUUCCACCUUGACUAGCAGCACUGCCUCUCCACCAGCCAGUAGCCCCUGCUCCACUCUCCCGCAAGUCAGUACAAAUGCAACUGCCAAGGAUGGCAGCUAUGGGGCUGUCACUAGUCCAACCUCCACCCUUGAAAGCAGAGAUAGCGGUAUCAUUGCUACCUUGACAAGCUAUUCUGAAAACAUGGAACGCACAAAAUACGUUGGGGAAAGCAGUAAAGAAUUAGGAUCUGGAGGAAACGUAAAGCCUUGGCAGUCUCAAAAAUCCAGCAUGGAUUCCUGUUUAUAUCGAGUAGAUGAAAACAUGACGGCUUCCACCUAUAGUCUGAAUAAGAUCCCAGAGAGGAAUUUGGAAACAGUUUUAUCACAGUCAGUACAGUCUAUUCCUCUUUAUCUUAUGCCACGGCCAAAUUCAGUAGCAGCCACAAGCUCCACCCACUUGGAGGACCUCGCUUACCUGGAUGAGCAGAGACAUACACCUUUGAGAACUUCUCUUCGAAUGCCAAGACAGAGCAUGGCCGGUGCUCGCACACAGCAGGAUUUAAGAGUUCGCUUUGCACCUUACAGGCCUCCAGAUAUCUCCCUGAAGCCGCUGCUCUUUGAAGUGCCCAGCAUCACUACAGAGUCAGUGUUUGUUGGCCGGGAUUGGGUUUUCCAUGAAAUAGAUGCUCAACUUCAAAGUUCAAAUGCCAGCGUGAACCAAGGAGUAGUGAUCGUGGGAAACAUUGGGUUCGGCAAAACCGCCAUUGUCUCCAGACUGGUGGCCCUCAGCUGCCAUGGAACACGGAUGAGACAGAUUGCCUCAGACAGCCCACAUGCCUCCCCCAAACAUGUGGAUGCCAACAGAGAGCUGCCACUCACACAGCCACCUUCAGCCCACUCAUCCAUCACCAGUGGAAGCUGCCCAGGAACUCCAGAAAUGCGGAGGCGGCAGGAGGAGGCCAUGCGAAGACUAGCCUCGCAGGUGGUUGCCUAUCACUAUUGCCAAGCAGAUAAUGCCUACACCUGCCUGGUGCCGGAAUUCGUCCACAAUGUUGCUGCCCUGCUCUGCCGCUCACCGCAGCUGGCGGCCUAUCGGGAGCAGCUUCUCCGGGAGCCUCACCUACAGAGCAUGCUGAGCCUUCGGUCCUGUGUUCAAGAUCCCAUGGCCUCCUUCCGGAGGGGAGUGCUGGAGCCCCUGGAGAAUCUCCACAAAGAGAGAAAAAUCCCAGAUGAAGAUUUCAUCAUCUUAAUUGAUGGAUUAAAUGAAGCAGAAUUUCACAAACCGGAUUAUGGGGAUACAAUUGUAUCAUUUCUGAGUAAAAUGAUUGGAAAAUUUCCUUCCUGGCUCAAACUAAUUGUAACAGUUAGGACCAGUUUACAGGAAAUUACCAAGCUGCUGCCUUUCCAUAGGAUUUUUUUGGAUCGACUAGAAGAGAAUGAAGCCAUAGACCAGGACCUGCAGGCUUACAUCCUGCACCGGAUACACAGCAGCUCAGAGAUCCAGAAUAACAUUUCACUUAAUGGCAAAAUGGACAAUACUACAUUUGGCAAACUCAGUUCUCAUCUCAAGACACUCAGUCAAGGGUCCUAUCUAUACCUGAAACUCACAUUUGACCUCAUAGAGAAAGGCUAUCUAGUGUUAAAGAGCUCUAGCUACAAAGUAGUUCCUGUUUCGCUCUCUGAGGUUUACUUACUCCAGUGCAAUAUGAAGUUCCCAACCCAGUCUUCCUUUGACCGGGUGAUGCCUCUCCUGAAUGUGGCAGUGGCCUCUCUCCACCCACUGACUGAUGAACAUAUCUUCCAAGCCAUCAAUGCUGGCAGCAUUGAAGGCACGCUAGAAUGGGAGGAUUUUCAGCAGAGAAUGGAGAACCUCUCCAUGUUCCUAAUCAAGCGCAGAGACAUGACUCGUAUGUUUGUACAUCCUUCUUUUCGAGAAUGGCUUAUCUGGAGAGAAGAAGGAGAGAAAACCAAAUUUCUCUGUGAUCCCAGGAGUGGUCACACGUUACUUGCCUUCUGGUUUUCCCGCCAAGAGGGAAAACUAAACCGACAGCAGACAAUUGAACUGGGACAUCACAUCCUCAAAGCACACAUUUUUAAGGGUUUGAGUAAAAAAGUUGGAGUAUCAUCCUCCAUCCUCCAAGGUCUCUGGAUCUCCUAUAGCACAGAGGGUCUUUCCAUGGCAUUGGCAUCUUUACGAAAUCUCUAUACUCCAAAUAUAAAGGUCAGCCGACUGCUGAUUUUGGGAGGUGCCAACAUUAAUUACCGGACAGAGGUUUUAAAUAAUGCUCCAAUUCUAUGCGUCCAGUGUCAUCUUGGUUACACAGAAAUGGUGGCCCUACUGUUGGAGUUUGGGGCCAAUGUGGAUGCCUCCUCAGAAAGCGGCCUGACUCCUCUGGGCUAUGCUGCAGCCGCAGGCUUCCUAAGCAUUGUCGUGUUGCUGUGCAAGAAACGGGCCAAGGUGGAUCACUUGGAUAAGAAUGGGCAGUGUGCCUUGGUCCAUGCUGCACUCCGAGGUCAUCUGGAGGUUGUCAAGUUUUUGAUUCAGUGUGACUGGACAAUGGCAGGCCAGCAGCAAGGGGUGUUUAAGAAGAGCCACGCCAUCCAGCAGGCCCUCAUCGCUGCAGCUAGCAUGGGUUAUACUGAGAUUGUCUCCUACCUACUUGAUCUUCCAGAAAAAGAUGAGGAGGAGGUGGAGCGAGCACAGAUCAACAGCUUUGACAGUCUCUGGGGAGAGACAGCCCUGACAGCUGCAGCCGGAAGGGGCAAACUGGAGGUGUGUCGUCUACUCCUGGAACAGGGGGCAGCAGUGGCCCAGCCAAACCGCCGAGGGGCAGUGCCCUUAUUCAGCACCGUUCGCCAAGGCCACUGGCAGAUUGUUGAUCUUUUACUCACCCAUGGAGCUGAUGUCAACAUGGCAGACAAGCAAGGCCGUACUCCCCUGAUGAUGGCAGCUUCCGAAGGCCACCUGGGAACUGUGGACUUUCUCCUUGCUCAAGGUGCCUCCAUCGCACUAAUGGACAAAGAAGGAUUGACAGCCCUCAGCUGGGCUUGUUUGAAGGGUCAUCUCUCAGUAGUACGUUCUCUGGUGGAUAAUGGAGCUGCCACAGACCAUGCUGACAAGAAUGGCCGCACCCCACUGGAUCUGGCGGCUUUCUAUGGUGAUGCUGAGGUGGUCCAGUUCCUGGUGGAUCACGGGGCCAUGAUCGAGCAUGUUGACUACAGCGGAAUGCGCCCUUUGGACAGGGCCGUGGGGUGCCGGAACACUUCUGUUGUUGUCACUCUUCUGAAGAAAGGAGCCAAGAUAGGUCCAGCCACAUGGGCGAUGGCCACCUCCAAACCAGACAUCAUGAUCAUCCUGCUGAGCAAGCUGAUGGAAGAGGGAGACAUGUUUUAUAAGAAAGGAAAAGUAAAGGAAGCUGCCCAGCGCUACCAGUACGCUCUGAAGAAAUUCCCUAGAGAAGGGUUUGGUGAGGACUUGAAAACCUUCCGGGAGCUAAAAGUGUCUCUCCUCCUCAACCUCUCUCGAUGUCGCAGGAAAAUGAACGAUUUUGGAAUGGCGGAGGAAUUUGCUACUAAGGCCCUGGAGCUGAAACCGAAAUCUUAUGAAGCUUACUAUGCAAGAGCAAGGGCAAAACGCAGCAGCAGGAACUUUAGAAAGAGUGUGAUGCCCCUUUGCCUUUGCAUUCGUAUCCAGUGUUAUCCAAAUAGCCCCAGUGCAUUCUUGUGCCAUGGUCUCCUCCCCUGGACCGCCAGCUCCCUGCAGCCAUCCGGUCUAGAAUGUUCAUUUAGAUUAUCGCUGGUCUUCCUAUGGGGGUAAAGGAUCAAGGAGAAAGAGAAGAAAUAAGAAAGCACCGAUACAGUUAUUUGACGGUCACUACAUGGAUUUCCCAAGAGGCAUUUUAGGAACAUUGAGAAAACCAGCUGUUUAAAUAUUUCAGUCAGCCGAGGAAAUUGGAUGAGAAUCAUGCAUACUUUUAAAUAAUUCACUGAGUUAUUCUUUACGUUUUUAGCCAAAUUAACCAUUAAAAGCUACCCAUUUUCCAUGGGUGGGGGAGAGAAUAAAUACAUAGAGAAAGACUGUUCUGGAUUCUCAGUGAAGGGCUGUAGAAAAUCUGUCUUGGAGAAAUCUACUUUUUGGGUCCUGAUACGUCGCUGAGCAUCGUAUCCCUCAAAAAGCAUACUCUUCCCUGAGGUUGACUGGUGUAGUAAUCCUGUUAAGUUGGAUCUUUGCCUAGAGCCAGAUUUUGUUCUACUGGCCCUCUUUUUUUUUUUUUUUUUUAACCCAGAUGUUAUAGUGAAGAAUUGGUUUUUGGGGAAGGAAGUUGAAUUCUCUGGGGACGGUAAGACUUAUUCCCAGAGCUUGCACCCAGGGCCAUUGCAUUCCAUGGCAAAUGUUGUCCAUUUCAAGAUCUAUUGUUUCAUUAUCUAUUAUUACAGGAAUUGUUUACUCUUUUCUUUUUCUAGGUAGGAGUGUUUGGGGAUUGAUAUUUAAAAGCCAGGCACAGCAAAGUGUUACAGGGUGAAGAAAGACCCCUUUCAGCCCUGGGUAGGAGCACAUAAGGUAGACAGCAAGUCUUCUGAUCCAGUCACCCUCCAGACAUCUCCUGUGUCUGGUGGUCCUUUGCUAACCGGUCCUUUGAGUGACUGAGGCCAGCAUGAGAUGGACGGCAAGAACACUGAAAUCAAAGCCUUAGCACAGGCCUGGUAGCGACUGCACAUCAGCUCUUAAAAUUAACAAACUAAACAAAAGAGAAUUCGGUCACUGUUACCAGGAAUCAUUCUGCUCUUGUUAGUAAAGGGCUACAGGAAGGGAGGUUUCCUGAAUAAAAAUCCAGAUGUGACCAGACCUGUCUGUAAUAGUAAGUGUCCUCUGAAAGAACCGUUAAGACAUGGGGAGCAUGAAGCUGAAAUCAGAAACACUUCUUUACUAACUUAGAUUCUGCCAAAUAGAUGAACCCCUGCACCCCCAAGCCUGGAACAGGCCAGGAUGUGUGUCCUGUGCUAGAAGUAAACAGCAAGGCUAACCCAAGACCCAGCCUCUGUCCACUCUCUCUGAUGCUUAAGGACUGUCUCCCACUCACCUAGCCCAGGGUGGACAUCAGUGUCUCUUCUCUCUCUCUCAUCAAGAAGGUGAAAUGUACAGCUAUAGCAUCAGCCUACAGCCAGGAGCCCAGCAGCCUCUCAGCUUUUUUUGUCCAGGUCUCAGCCGUGUUGGGCUCUUUGCAUCUUACCUUUUUAAACUACUACUCACUGAGGAGCUGCUGCUACAUUUUGAAAAUUUCUCAGUGUUUAUUAGAAAAGUGCCCCUUGUUUAUUUGGAACACCACACAUACCACCUGCACUCACCUGAGUGGGCGAGCAGGUGCUGUAGUUUUACAAAUACACCACUGAUGCCACUUCUCCCGAGCGUGUCUCUUAGAAUUUUCUAGGACAGACAGAUUUAGGGUCCAUGCCUUACUGGCCAAAACACUAAACUGUCAACAGUCAAGAUGCAAUUCUUUUUUAGCCAUUGUAAGAGGGAGUGAAUAUCACUACUGGGCGCCGGUUGUUUUUGACUAAAAAUUGCCAACUGGACCUUAUUGGAGCAGGAGACAAAGUUUUUCCUUGUAAGCAGACUGCCUGUGCCGUUUUGCUACUUGACUGCCACAGGAUGAUCUCAGUGCUGUACCUUAGAGGUGCCUCCUCCCCAAGCAGCACUUGCUGAAUCAAUGUCUGGCUUCAGGUGGGGGGGAAGUUUUUCACAUGAAACCGGUAAGUUCCACUCAGCCGAUUCACAUCACCCUGAAAUGGAGAUGGUGGUGACAGACUUCAGCUUACAGGUUUCUCACCAAAUCCUACCUUCCGUUCACCCAGAAUUCUUGCACUAAUGGGUUUCCAUCACAUCAUGUCUUUAAAUGGGUGCACUUUAUUGUUUGUAACUCUGAUAAAUACUGGAUAUUUAAGUGUGAGUAAUGUCUUCAUUAGAAAAUAGCAAAACCGCCCUUGUCUUUUAGUGUAUUUUUCAAGGGGAAAAAAAAAAAAAAAGGAAAGAAAGCAAGCAGUGGAUCACAACAUUUAUAGCACAAGAAAUAACUGUUGUAUAUAAGCAUCAAAAAGAUUAAGAGUUUUUAAAUACAAAAAAGUAUUUGCAGUGAUUUUAAAGUGCUUUUCCAGCAAUUUUCUUAGGGACUCCUGAGACAUGGUUACUUUAUUUACUGGAUCAGUAAGGCACACAAUUAACAAUUAAAAAUUAAUGUUUAUUUACAAAGUAAAGGGAAAACCUGUGUAACAUGAGAAUUUGGCAUGGACAAAAUGGAGACCAUUUUGUAUCUGCUGUUGUAUCUUGUCCGGGUUGCAGACGUGCGCUAUUAAAAGUCCCAAGUUAAUAGAGCACAAACCCUUCUUGUUCCUCCCCCAUGUGCCCUUCUUUCUAGAUGUGUUUAACUUAAACUCGAAGGCUCAGGAAAAUUCCACUAAUUAGAAUCAUGUACAGUACCCCAGGUCGUUGUCCAGAGAUAACAAGUUUGCUAAUUUAGUUAAGCCUGGAUUAUUGUAAACAGAACAGCUUAGAGAAAGGUAUUCUCGGUCCUUAUAUUGUAUAGUAGUUUAUGAACCCCCUCUCUAAAUAUUGGUAUUUUUAUAUUCCAGAGAUGUACCCAACAGAAAAAUUAAUCAGUAUCUAAUUUAAUAUCCGUAAGUAUUUUCCUUAGAUUUUAGUCAUAAGACAGUGGGUUUUUGUGGAUGUCACCUUGCUUCACCAUACUUUACCACUAGGUGUCACUGUGGCUCUGCACCAGGCUUGUCUGGUAGCAAAGAAUGGCAGCAUCUCUGGAGGAGCGACAUCCAGGCCAACAGACAGGCCC
Molecule: messenger RNA, 7990 nt
Organism: Mesoplodon densirostris (Blainville's beaked whale)
Lineage: Eukaryota; Metazoa; Chordata; Mammalia; Artiodactyla; Ziphiidae
Gene: TANC2
Product: tetratricopeptide repeat, ankyrin repeat and coiled-coil containing 2
Exons: 27
Coding region: 556-4965 (1469 amino acids)
Biological process (GO): regulation of dendritic spine morphogenesis
Cellular component (GO): dendritic spine
Molecular function (GO): protein binding
Source: RefSeq, a predicted model, not a curated record